AUGGAGCCCGGCAACUUCAUAGCGCAGGACAACAACUGGAAAAAUCGUGUUGAAAGUGAAAGAGAUUCUGCAAAAAGAUGGGCUGAAAAAUGGGGAUUUUUGAAAACACCUCUAGAGGAGUUGAUUGGAGAUGAAAAGAAAGGAGAUGCAAAGCCCAAGCUACAGCUUCCAGAUCACCUGCGGGUUCGACCUGUGACACCUGUGGAAAAAUACAUUAAGGUGCUUCCAUCUCCUCCAGUACCUAAAACUACCCAGGGAUUUAUUGGCUGGAGAUCAGGUGUUCCAGAACUGGCGCUUGAACUUGAUUAUCAAAUUCAAAGCUGCAAAGGAACCGUCAGUAGUAUGAAGUGA
Messenger RNA from Pseudopodoces humilis (Tibetan ground-tit), 351 nucleotides. NCBI's taxonomy places the organism in Eukaryota, Metazoa, Chordata, Aves, Passeriformes, Paridae. The record is from RefSeq and is a predicted model, not a curated record.